Messenger RNA from Daktulosphaira vitifoliae (grape phylloxera), 6763 nucleotides. Its product is annotated as fatty acid synthase-like. The record is from RefSeq and is a predicted model, not a curated record. Gene Ontology annotation, molecular function: oxidoreductase activity; fatty acid synthase activity. The transcript is spliced from 34 exons. NCBI's taxonomy places the organism in Eukaryota, Metazoa, Arthropoda, Insecta, Hemiptera, Phylloxeridae. The coding region runs from base 120 to 6656 and encodes 2178 amino acids. Gene Ontology annotation, biological process: fatty acid biosynthetic process.
GUUCAAGUAGAAACCUAUGGAACUUGGUAAAUAUAUACAACACAUAUUAUUUAAAAAAAUUAUAUGAAAUUAUUUUCAUAUUUUGUGCACUAAUUAAAAAAUUUUAUAAAAUUAGCAUAAUGGGAAUUAAAGAAGAAGUUGUAAUAUCUGGUAUUGCAGGAUACUUUCCCGAAUCCGAUAAUGUAGAAGAACUUAAAGAGUUAUUAUUUAAUAAAGUUAAUGGCAUAACUACUGAUUCGAGAAGAUGGUCACUUAAUAUGUGGGAUGUGCCAUCGGGUACUGGAAAAAUUAAGAAUUUUAAUGGAUUUGAUAGAUUUUUCUUUAAAGCACACUCAAAACUUGCAUCAGUCAAAGAUCCAUUAUCUUAUUUGGGAUAUGAACGAGCAAUAGAAGCAAUAAUUGAUGCUGGCUUGACACCUGCAGACUUAGAUGGUACAAAUACAGCAGUGAUCAUGGGAACGUUUCAGAGUGAUUGCGAAUCUCUUUUUUUACGUGAUAUAAAACAGAGUCAUUUUAUUCUUUUGGGAUGUUCAAAGACUAUGCAGGCUAACCGCAUUUCAUAUUGUCUCAAUUUAUUAGGUCCAAGUUUUUCUAUUUGUGGAGGUUGGACAAAUGGUAUGAAUAGCUUGUCAAUGGCUAAACGAAUGAUUGAAAAUGGACUUAUUGAAUCAGCUAUUGUUGGAUGCACUAAUUUAGUUUUGAAAGCAGAAAUGCAAUAUCAAUAUAUAGAUAGACUUACUAAAACAAAUUUCACCAAAUCGCUAAGUGAUGAUGCUGAUGGAUAUAAUAGAUCAGAAGCAUGUAUAGUAAUGUUUUUACAAAAAGGAUCUAUAGCUAAACGAUCUUAUGGUACGUUACUUAGUACAAAUUUAAAAAAUUUUGGUGAUCAUGCGGGUGUUCUUACAAGCCAUUCAAAAGAAUUCUUAAAAUCUACAAUUGUUGAAGCUUACCAAGAAGCUAAAUUAAACCCUUAUGAUGUUGGAUACAUUGAAGCUUAUGGUUCAGGAAUAAAGAUUGAAGAUAGUAUGGAAAUGAAUGUUAUUGGUGAAGUUUUUUGUACAAAAAAAAGGAAAACUACGUUAAAAAUAGGCUCAUUAAAAAGUAAUAUUGGUCAUACAGAAGAAUGUAACUUGUUUGCAUCAAUUAUCAAAGCUAUCAUAACAUUUGAAUGCGGUUAUAUACCACCAAAUAUAAAUUUCAAAGAACCACAUACCAAUAUACCAGCAAUUCAAUCUGGACAAAUGAAGAUAGUUACAGAAAAAACACCUUUUAAUGAAGAUAUAAUAGGAAUAAACAGUUUUUCUUUCACAAACAGUUUUAGCCACAUAAUACUAAAGCGAAAUAAUAAAACUUACAAAAACCAAAUCGAAGUAUCUGGCAAUAACAUUCCAAAAUUGAUAUUUGUUUCUGGACGGAUAGAAGACAACGUACGAGGCGCUUUAAAUAUUAUUAAAACCCAUGGAACUAAUGAUGAAUAUACUUCUUUAACGAAUGAUGUUUUUAGGAAAACAAUUCCUGGCCAUUAUUAUAGGAGUUUUGAUAUAAUUACUGGUUCAAAUGAGUCUAGAACUAUAGAUAUCCAGAACGUAACAUUGCAAAAACGUCCGGUAUGGUAUAUAUUUUCUGGGAUGGGCUCACAAUGGCCUGGAAUGGGAACAGAUUUAUUGAAAAUACCAAUUUUCGCUGAAACAAUUAAAAAAUGUGAUAUAGUUUUACGGAAAAAAAAAAUUGACAUCUUUAAAAUUCUGACAGAUCUCGACACUACAAUUUUUGAUAACAUACUUCAUUCUUUUGUUGGAAUUACAGCAAUACAGCUUGGCCUAGUCGAUGUAUUGUAUGCAUUAGAAAUCGAACCAGAUGGUAUAGUUGGACAUUCAAUGGGAGAAGUGGCUUGCGCAUAUGCUGAUGGAUGUUUUACGAUUGAAGAAGCAAUAUUAGCUUCUUAUUAUCGCGGUUCAUCAUCUAAUGAACUGGAUUUGAUACCCGGCAUGAUGGCUGCAAUAGGUCUCGGCUAUGCUCAAAUGAAAGACAUAGUACCGGAAGAUAUUGACAUUGCAUGUCAUAAUAGUUCAUCAAGUUGUACUAUAUCCGGACCCGUUGAAAGUGUGGAAAAAUUUGUGGCAAAAUUAAAAUCAGAAGGAAUAUUUGCUAAAGCUGUCAAUGUAUCUAAUAUUGCAUACCAUAGUCGAUACAUAAAACCUGUUGCUGUACUUAUCGAGAGUCAUCUCAAAGAAAUCAUUAAAAAUCCAAAACUGAGAUCAUCCAAGUGGAUUAGUAGUUCAGUUCCAGAAUCAGAAUGGGAUUCUGAUUUGGCUCGAUAUUCGUCAGCAGAAUAUCAUGCAAAUAAUAACUCUAGCAGUGUCUUAUUCGAAGAGGCUACUCGAUAUAUUCCUAAAGAUGCCAUCGCAAUUGAAAUAGCUCCACACGGUUUACUUCAAGCGAUUUUAAAACGCUCUUUUCCUGAAACAGUGACCAACAUACCAUUAACUAAGAAUGUGUUUGGAAACUCAAUCAAAUUUUUACUCAAUGCUUUUGGAAAAAUGUAUUUAAAUGAUUUGAAUCCAAAUAUUCAAGCAAUUUAUCCUCCAAUUGAUUAUCCCGUUAGUCGAGGAACACCUUUUCUACAUAGUUUACCAUUUUGGGAUCACUCAAAUGAAUUAUCUAUUGUAGUAACAUCUAUUAUGAAGGAAUCAUCAACAGAAGAAAUUAUAAAUAUAAAUUUAAAUGACUAUCAAGAUUUAAUACAUCAUAACUUUCAAGGAAAUUGUACUGCCCCACCUUCAUUUUUGUUGUUCUUAGCAUGGAAAUGUUUUUUAAAAUUCAAAAAUAUCAAUAAUAUAUUCUCCGUUGCUGCCAUUAUAUUUAAUGAUAUAAAAAUUGAAAAGAGGGUUGAAAUUUCUACUAAUGAUUCUAUUCAAAUUUAUUUCAUGCUUCAACCAUCAGGAUUAUUUGAAUUUUCCUGUGGUGAAAAUGUAAUUUUAACUGGUCGUAUGAAUUAUUUAAAAGAUUCAGAAGUCAAAAUAUCUAAUAUUCAAUCAAAAGUUUCGGUAGAAAACGAAAAAGCUGAAUUGUUUCUAUCAAAAAAUGAAAUAUCAGUUAUAUUUAAAAAUAAAGGAUAUCAUAUUAAUAACGAAAUGAUGUGUAUUGAAAGUGCAGAAUUUUUCGACAAAAGAAUUAAAGCACAAGUUAAAUCAAUCAAUAAUUCGUUUUAUUUUUUGGAUAACUUAUUGAAAAUUGCCUUAUUAGAAAACUUGAACUCUUCUAGCGUAGAAGAUCUAGAAUAUAUUGAAGAAUUUAUCAUUGAUCCAAGAAUAAUUGAAAAUAAAAAAGAAGAAUCUGUUAGUGUAAUUUUUAAUAAUGCGACAAAAGAAGUUACAAGUGAGGGAAUUUACAUAAAAAGUAUUAAAUAUAUUCAAAUACAAACAACUGACAAAUUGAGUUCUAAUUUAAAAUUAGAAAAUUGUAAAUUUCAUUUAUUUAACAAGGCGCAGCACAUGGAUAUUGUUGACUUUAUAGAGAGUUCUGUUGAUUUAAUUACAAAUUUUAACCAGCUGAAGAGUAGCAAUUUAAAAAAAAAAUUAAAUUUGGUGAUACAAGAACUUGACAUUGAAAAUCAACUUAUAAAGAAAUGUACAGAGGACCUAAAAUAUUUUUUGAAUAAAAAAAUGUCAAUCGAUUUCGUCAUACUUAAUUCAAAAGAAAUGUCUCGAUUUAAAAAUGAUUCAGAAAUAUAUGUUGCUGUAACAACUUCUUCUAACAUAAAAGAUUCAAUUGUUAAAUUAACUACUGAUUCGAGCUAUAUACUUGUCUUAUCAAAUGAGUUUAUAUACAAUAUUGAUAAUUGGAAAAAUAUUGUUCAUCAAAAAUUUAAUAAUUGUUGCAUAACUUUAUUAAAAAAGAGAGUAAUAAUUAAUGAAAAUAGUGUUUUUAUUAAAACUGACACAAAUAAAGUUAAUUUAAUUUUGUGGAAAACGAUAUCCGAAUGUAAAACAUCAAAUAAAAAAAUUUAUUUAAUUUCGAAAAUUGAACCACCUAUGGGAAUCUAUGCAUACGUUUUAAAUAUUUUAGAAACAUUUAAAAGUGAAAAUCUCAGAUUUAUUUUCAUGCUCGACUCAGAUGUAUCAGAAAUAUAUGAUACAAAAGAUUUUUAUGAAGACCAAAUUAGCAAAGAUUUAUUAAUUAAUAUUUACAAAAAUGGAGGUUGGGGUUUGUUCAAAAAUGUUUUGCACGAAAACAUAACCUUAGAAAAUAAUUUUACGCAAGAAAAAUUACCAAUUCAAAUUUCUUUGACUAAAGUUGAUGGUUUGUCUAUAAAGUACCUUGGAAUAAACCACUGCAAUAUUGCUGUAGACGAAUAUUUAAAUAAUGAAAUUGGAUCACUUGAUUAUACAGGUUUUACUAAAAAUGAAAAAUCAGUCAUGGGAAUUUUAUCAUACAAUCAAAAAGAAAACGAAGUUAUUUAUGAAAAAGAAUUAGCUUGGCCUGUUCCAAAAGAAUGGACAUUAGAGGACGCUGUUACAGUUCCUAUGACAUAUUCUACUGUUUACUAUAUGUUAAAAGUUCUUACAACUUUACGAAAAUUUAAAACUGUUUUGAUUACAUCUGGUACUCAUCCAAUCGGUUAUGCAGCCAUUUCAGUUUGUUUACCUGAGGUGAAAGAUGUCUAUGUCAUAGUAGAAAAUGUACAACAAGCUGUUCUAAUAUCUAAAAGCUUUCCUUCUUUAUCAGAGUCUAAUAUAAUUGUGAAUGAAAAUAAUACAUUCGACAUAAAUAUAAAAUUGAAAAACAAGAAUGUUGCUGUUGAUAUUGUAUUGAAUUUCUUAAAAGAUAAAGGAUUUGAUGCUGCAGUUCGUUCAUUAAAUUCUCACGGUAAAUUUUUUCAAUAUUGUCAAAGUGACAUGAAAAGAUACAAAAAAUUGGGUUUAAAAAUAUUUCUGGAAAACAUUUCUUUUUACACAAUAUUUUCUAAGAAGUUUUUAAAUGAAUGCGAUGAAACUAAAAGAAUUGUUCAUAAAGAAUUUAUGAAUGGUCUAAGCCGAGGUAUUAUAAAACCAUUAAAAAAGACUAUUGUUCCAAUGUCUUUCUCCAGCGAAAAAUUACUUGAUACUCUGAAGAAAUCAUCAUUUGUUGAAAAAUUUAUUAUUCCUGUUGAUGAUUCUAUUUUAAAAACAGGACCUAUGGAAAACAAAGUUUUAGGCCUUUAUCGCUGUAAUCCUGAAUACGAUUAUGUUAUUAUUGGUAACAAGACUGAAUGGUUAGACGUUGUUGAAUGGUUAGUAUGUAGAGGAGCACAAAACAUUGUAAUCUUAAUAAACAAUUAUAUUUUAUCUUCAAUUGACUGUAGAAGAUUUAACCAACUCUUAUCAAAAAAAAUUUCUCUUAAAAUUGAAUCAUAUAAAUCAAAAAAAACAAAAGAAGACACAGUAUAUUGGCUUGAUCGCUUGACAAACUGGAACCGAGUUGGAGGUUUAUUUUUAGUCAAUCAAACUAAUCAAGAAAACGUUCAAAAAAUUGCUUAUUCUUUUGAAAAAUUAAAUAAACUAAAAUCAACACUAUUUGUUUGUAUUUCAUGUAAUAGCAAAAGUAUUUGUGAAAAUCUUAAAUCUAUAGGGAUCAAUGUUAUAAAUAUUUCUUCUGAUAAAGUCUCCAAUCAACAUAUCAACACAAAAAUGAUUUUAAAAACUUUAGAUUCUCUUCUUAUUAAUUCAGAAAAAAUUAUUUCAUCUAUUUUUAUAUGUUCAAUAGAUAGAAAUGAAAAAAAAAACAAUCUAGCUUAUGUUUUAAGGAAUUUACCUGAAACUACUGAAGAACUAGUUCAGCUACUUGAAAAAAUAGAAGAUCUACCUAAUUUCAAGGAAGUGCAAACCAAAAGUCCAAGAUAUUCACAUGUAAAAGAAAUUCCACCAAUAUUUGUUAUCCCAGGUUUUAAUUCAAAAAGACUAGAAGCUCUUUAUAAAAGACUGCAAUAUCCAACAUUCGAGGCACGCAUCCCAGAAAUUAUAAGUUCCACCAGUGAUCUAGUUAAUUUGCUUGUUAAAAAAUUAAGAGAAAUUUCUAGUCAUAAAAUGGUUUCAUUAAUUGGCGAAUCGUGGGGUGGCGUGAUUGCGCUCAAGAUAGCACAAAUAUUAGAAAGCCAAGGAAUAAUGGUUGCUGUCACAUUAUUGGAUGGAGAUCCUGAUUACGUUUUUGAGUGGUUACAAAUUUUAAAAUCUAAUCAAAAUUCAAAAAUUAUGUUGGAGCAAAACUACAGAUUUCCAUUACAAAACUAUAUCUCAAAGGAAGAUUUUAAUAAAAACGAAUUAAAGAAUUCAAUAAGACGAAAUAAUACAACUCCUGCAUUUAACGUUUUAAAAUCUCUUGAUAUAAUUUGGAAUAGAUUGGAUUCUUUGAUGAAGUCUACAAAAAAUCCGUAUAAGUUACUCAGUAGAGUUCAUAUAUUUACAUACAAUAGGGUAUAUGAUUUUAAAAAUUCGCCGCAUAUCAAAGAAUUUUGUUCUAGCAUACCAAAUGUACAAAAUAUUAGUGAAAAUAAUGUUGAAAAUGAAGAAUUAUACCGAAAAAUAAAUUCAAAUGCUGCCAUAAUGUGGUCUAAUAGCAUUGAAAAAUCUAUUGCUGAGAAUUAUAAUAAUUUUUACUUUGAUAAAUAUAUAAUUUAAACAAUCUUUAUAUAGACCUAUUUAAUUUUAUAUUUUUUACAAAAACGUGUAAAACUAAAAAAAUAUCUCAAAUAAAACUUUACAGAAAUAAGCAAUUGUUAAUUAUU